Molecule: messenger RNA, 877 nt
Organism: Exophiala mesophila
Lineage: Eukaryota; Fungi; Ascomycota; Eurotiomycetes; Chaetothyriales; Herpotrichiellaceae
Exons: 2
Coding region: 244-663 (139 amino acids)
Biological process (GO): positive regulation of helicase activity; mitochondrial DNA replication
Cellular component (GO): mitochondrial nucleoid
Molecular function (GO): single-stranded DNA binding
Source: RefSeq, a predicted model, not a curated record
AUCCAUUCUACAAGACACUAUUCGCUAUACAGUAUUAGUCUACCGCAGUCACUGACUUGUCAAAGAACACUUUGCUGUCAACAGUCAACAGUCUACAUCUCCAUAACCUCCCUACGCCUCCCUUCCGCUAGAUCGCAUCUCCUUGUCAUCAACAAGGACUCACCUCCUUUCACUACCCUCACCUCAAUCCUCAAUCCUCCUCCCUCCAUCAUCCACAUAUCCUUCUCUCGCACACAGACAGCCAUGUCUUUCUUCACCCGACAAAUGGCUACCAAGGUGCCCAAACUGUCGACAACAGCACGAGCAUUUUCGACAAGUCGGCCAUCGCAAUUGGCGCGCAUAACAGUCAUUGGUCGUCUGGGCGCCGACGCCGAAAGUUCAGAAACAGCCAAAGGGAAUGCGAUGAUCAAAUAUGUCAUUGGCAGCAAUUCUGGCACCAAAGAGAACCCAGAGACUUCGUGGUUCCGUGUCGUGUCCUUCCCCAAGACUGAUGCAAGCAAAGAGUAUCUGUCGUCUCUCCCUAAAGGCACCCUGGUCUAUGUGGAGGGAGAUGUUUCUAUGCAAAGCUACCAGGAUAAUGAAGGGAUCAAGAGAACGGGCAUUAACAUCGUGCAGUCCAAGUUGGAGGUCUUGAAGAGGAAUAGCCCGAAAGAGGAGGAGUAGGCUUAAGCGACUUGAAUCAACUUCUUCUUUUGGAGGGAUGAAAGAGAAAGAGAAGUUCUUUCUGACAAGGUUGGAACAUGUGUAUAAUUUGAUGUUGGGCCUGGAAUAUGGAGUACAAAUGAGAGGAGAGGAGCUCAUCUAACGUGGGUGUAUAUCAAUCUCGCAGCUCACCACCAGAAUUUAAGGAUUCAUUCCUCCAUCUGUUUGAAAGACA